Messenger RNA from Drosophila erecta, 1400 nucleotides. Its product is annotated as transformer-2 sex-determining protein. Gene Ontology annotation, cellular component: spliceosomal complex. The record is from RefSeq and is a predicted model, not a curated record. Gene Ontology annotation, biological process: positive regulation of mRNA splicing, via spliceosome. The transcript has 7 exons. Gene Ontology annotation, molecular function: RNA binding. The coding region runs from base 170 to 976 and encodes 268 amino acids. NCBI's taxonomy places the organism in Eukaryota, Metazoa, Arthropoda, Insecta, Diptera, Drosophilidae.
GUUAAGGGUGCCUAUCGAUAACGCGAUAACGUUCCCGCCUAUCGCCACCCCUGUCGAAGCGUGCGUCUGCUUAAACGCAGACAGAAUAAAUAAAACCAUCCAAAGGCUAACAUUUAAUUGUUAAACACUGAUAGUGUGUGCAAUUUAGUAGGGAAUCAAACCCUUAAACAUGUCAGCGCAUUGCUCCGAAGAGCGAAACUAUAUACAUCGUAAAUUCGAUAGCACCCGUUACAAACACAAGCGGUCAGCAUCAUCCUCGUCAGCGGGGACAACUUCAUCCGGACACAAGGAGCGCAGGUCUGACUACGAGUACUAUGGCAGUCGCCGCCAGCAGCGGUCCUCAUCCCGCCGACGCUCCCGUUCGCGUUCCGGCUCGAUGUCGCCGCAUCCGGAACCGCGCCAUCAUUCUGGACGUUCGUCCCGCGACCGCAUGCGAAUGCACAAGGCUCGCGAACAUCCACAAGCCACCCGCUGCAUAGGAGUAUUCGGGCUGAACACAAACACCACGCAGCACAAGGUCCGUGAGCUAUUCAACAAGUACGGACCCAUCGAACGCAUCCAGAUGGUGAUUGACGCACAUACUCAGCGUUCCCGGGGCUUCUGUUUCAUUUACUUUGAGAAUCUCAACGAUGCCCGUGUGGCCAAGGACUCCUGCUCCGGCAUUGAAGUAGAUGGUCGCCGCAUUCGCGUUGAUUUCUCCAUAACCCAACGGGCCCACACACCAACUCCGGGUGUGUAUAUGGGUCGUCCUUCACGUGGAUACUCUGGACGCUCCCGUUCGCCGCGUGGAGGACGUCGUCAGAUUCGCGAUCGCUCUUCUUCGUUCAAUGACAACUAUCGUGAUCGCAAUAAGUACCGCAACGAUCGCUACGAUCGUAGCCUCCGCAGGAGCUCUAGUCGCCACCGCUAUACUCGCAACAAAAGCUACAGCCGUUCGCGUUCUCCACAUCCACGUCGCAUUUCAUCGCGCUAUUAAAGCGCCUUGGGAUCUACUGGGGCUACUUCCUUAACUCAUGCUCCUAAGUUGGCCCAACUGGAUUGCGUCAAACGGUCUGUAGAGGAGCAUACGACUGAAAUACUGUGUUUUGGUGAAACCAUCCCAUCUAAGGCAUUUGGUUGGCAAACAGCUCACAACUAGACUAAUUUUCAAAUUCAUUAUUCACCCAAAACAGCUUUUUAUCAUAAUUAUUCGUUAACCAUUAUUGAUGCUGUACAAAAAGGUAGUUUGUAAAUAUCAAAUCAAUUACCAACAUUGCAUACAGAGGUCCGCAUAGAUUGUGAUAUGUAUUUUAAAGGAACUGCAGCAAACUGAUAAUGAUAACAAAACUAAACUUAUAUUAAUUAUAAUUGUAAUUGUGCAGCAGGUACAAAAUAAAAUUGAAGUUGUACAGAAACUCGAC